GUACGAAAUGGUUUCACACCACCGCCACGGGUACAAGAAAACGACGUCGCAACCGGCGCUUACAAAGUGCCGAGAGCAACAGCAGGCGUGGAAGAUGAACAGUACGAGUUAAUUACUUCACUUGGAUUCGAGCUGCUGUGUUCCUCUCGCUACAGCACAAGGUGAGUUUGAGUUUGCUCGGCAAGUUCGAUUUCGAGUUCAAUCAACAACUAACGAUGUUGACAUUCCCUCUGCUGCAGAUCCAAAGCCAAACGUAUACACAGUCUCUCUCUCUCUUGAUCGGAAUCAGAGGCUCACUAAUUAUUUCCACUGAAUCGCUUCACUAAAAGCAUUCUCAUUUGUUUCUACUUCAAUGCGGGGAGUCCUCCAAUGGAGCCGAGAUGCCUAUUCACAUUAACAGCUUUAUCUAUGGAAGCCAGCAACUGCCGAGUACUUGGUUGUUUUCCUUCUUGCAAUUUUCAUUUUAAACUCUAAGCAUUUCCGCAGAUCACUUUCAGUUAAAAAGCAGAUGAAAAGGUACUGGUGGGGCUGUGUGUGCCUAUGUGAAUUUAUUCAUCAUGUAACCAAAUGGGAGUGAUUUACGCAAGUAAUUCUUAGCAUAUACUUAUCGGGAAUGAGGAAGUGGUCUGGAGCCAUGUUCGCUUUGGCACUUGGUACCAUUUUGGUUCUAUGCUACAGCCUUACAGGGAAACAACCUCAGAAGCAGUCAGCAUACGAUUUCUUCAAUAACCACCCACCUGAUAAAUCUCCUGUUAUUAGUGGUAGCGAUAAAGUCAAUUCAUCACAUACAGAAGUGAAAAGGAUCCAAAGUAACCUCAAGAAAAAGCCCCACUUUGUUGAUGUUGAAGGGCUAGACGACCUGUACACUUGGAAAAAUAUUUCCAAAGACGAGUCCAAGGCGUUGCGUGUAUGGGGAAAAAUGCGUUCUUUACUCUCUAGGUCGGAUGCUCUUCCUGAAACCGCUCAAGGGAUCAAAGAGGCUGCCUUUGCAUGGAAAGAGCUACUGUACACUGUCGAGAAGGAAAAAGCCUCCAAGUUUCCUGUGACUAGAAAUAGUAGUAAUGUUAUGGAACGUACAGAUUGUCCUUACUCUGUCAGUGUAUUUAAUUCAACAAUGUACAGCAAUGGAAAUGUUCUUCAGAUUCCUUGCGGUUUAGUUGAGGAUUCAUCAAUAACGGUCAUAGGUAUACCAGAUGGGCAUGGUGUUGGAUUCCAAAUUGAUCUCAUGGGCUCACAAUUUCCAGACGAAGGAAUUCCUCCUGUAAUUUUGCAUUACAAUGUGUGCAUGCCGGGGGACAAUCUUACGGAAGAGCCAAUAAUAGUCCAAAACACAUGGAGUAAUGAACUAGGGUGGGGCAAAGACGAACGAUGCCCUGAUUAUGGGUCCUCUAAUGCCCAGAAAGUUAUAGUUGAUGGACUCGUGAAGUGCAAUGAUCAAGUUAUCCGAAGUACAGUGGGAGGGAAUUCAAAUGCAAGUCAUCCUGAUAGCAACAAAUUGACCAAUGUGUCCGCUGGGAGUGCUCAUGCAAGUGAUAAUUUCCCGUUUGUUGAUGGAAAUCCAUUUGCUGCAACAUUGUGGGUUGGAUUAGAGGGAUUUCAUAUGAAUGUGAAUGGAAGGCAUGAAACAUCUUUUGCGUAUAGGAAGAAACUUGAACCAUGGUUAGUUGGUGGAGUCAAAGUGGCAGGUGGUUUCGAUCUCAUAUCCGCUUUAGCGAGAGGAUUGCCUGUUUCCGAAGAUUUUGAUUUGGUUAUUGAUAUUGAGCGCCUCAAAGCUCCACCUCUUUCUUCAAAAGGACUUGUAAUGCUAAUUGGGAUAUUCUCCAUCGCAAAUAAUUUCGACCGUCGUAUGGCACUGAGGAGGUCUUGGAUGCAAUACGAGGCUAUACGCUCUGGCAAUGUGGCUGUCCGCUUUUUCAUUGGGCUGCAUAAAAACAAGGAGGUCAAUUUUCAUCUGUGGAAAGAAGUUCAAGCAUAUGGAGAUAUUCAACUGAUGCCAUUUGUUGAUUACUACAGUUUGCUCACUUUAAAGACAGUUGCGAUAUGCAUUUUAGGGACUGAGAUUCUGCCUGCCAAAUAUAUAAUGAAAACAGAUGAUGAUGCUUUUGUUAGAAUAGACGAAGUUCUUUCCAGUCUGAAAGGGAAGGUUUCUGAUGGUCUGUUGUACGGCCUUGUAUCCUUUGACUCGUCACCCAUUAGAGACAAAGAUAACAAAUGGUAUAUCAGUACUGAGGAUUGGCCUCAUGCAUUAUAUCCACCAUGGGCCCACGGACCUGGUUAUGUAGUUUCCAAAGACAUUGCGAGAUUCAUUGUCCAAGGCCACUGGAAAAGAGCCCUACCGCUUUUUAAAUUAGAAGACGUAGCUGUUGGCAUAUGGGUGGAUCAAUUCAAGAAACAAGGUCACAAAGUGCAGUACAUCACCAAUGUACGCUUUCACAAUGCUGGAUGUGAGUCAAAUUAUAUUCUUGCGCAUUAUCAAAGCCCAAGGAAGGUGUUAUGCCUGUGGGAUAAGUUACAGAAUGACCAUAAGCCCGAAUGCUGUGAAGAUAACCCUGAGGUGUAGCUCUGGAGGAAACAGAUUGCAUUGAAGUUUCUGCAUUAUUUCUAUGGCAGAUUUUAGCUCAAUUUGUCAGCAUCCUUUGGUGUUGCUAUAUUGCCAUGGUAAGUGCUGUUUCGUGUAUCUUGUUUCAAUGCUUUUCCAUUUUGGUUUCAUUUACCUGGUCUCAUUGCAUUUGUUGAUUUGUUAAAAAUGUACUGUAAAUUCUUUUGUUGGGAUACUGGACAACUUUAUCUUCUGUACUAUUUAACACAUACAACUAAAUCAUUUUGUUGCUUUAAGAAACCCUUGGAAGGUCAA
Rhododendron vialii is the source of this 2854-nucleotide messenger RNA. RefSeq names its product hydroxyproline O-galactosyltransferase GALT3. Lineage: Eukaryota; Viridiplantae; Streptophyta; Magnoliopsida; Ericales; Ericaceae. The transcript has 8 exons. Gene Ontology annotation, molecular function: carbohydrate binding; galactosyltransferase activity. The record is from RefSeq and is a predicted model, not a curated record. Gene Ontology annotation, cellular component: Golgi membrane. The coding region runs from base 614 to 2560 and encodes 648 amino acids.